Molecule: messenger RNA, 2265 nt
Organism: Bicyclus anynana (squinting bush brown)
Lineage: Eukaryota; Metazoa; Arthropoda; Insecta; Lepidoptera; Nymphalidae
Gene: RhoGAP54D
Product: rho GTPase-activating protein 19
Exons: 9
Coding region: 217-2241 (674 amino acids)
Biological process (GO): regulation of small GTPase mediated signal transduction; signal transduction
Cellular component (GO): cytoplasm
Molecular function (GO): GTPase activator activity
Source: RefSeq, a predicted model, not a curated record
GCUGACAUUUUAUUUGAAAAUUGAAGAAGGCGACUGGCGAACUUUUUUCACAGUUACUGUUAUUUAUUUUACGUAAAUUCAACUGGGAAUAUAAUAUAUAAAAAAUUACUUUGAUAUAUAAGUUAUCAAAUAUCACACAUGAGUAACCAUCGAUGUGAAUAGAAAAUGGACAGUGAACAUUGUUAAUUUUUUAAUGCUCUUGGCACCCGUUCCGAUAUGACUUCCUCCGACUUAAAAUUGAUAGAAAGGCUUCGAAAUGAGAAUUUGGAACAGUUCUUCACAUUAGUGCGAAUGCAUUUAUCAUUCGUUGUAGAUAUUAAUACAGACGAUGUUGAGUGUUCAACGGACAAACCAAAGCAGUUCAGAUGGAACUUUCACAAGAAAACCAAAACACCUAGUUCAAAUACUAAUCACAAUGCUAAUUAUCCAAAGAAAAAUGAAGAGGCAAACUCCAUUACAGAUGAUGGUGUACUAAGGCUUUAUGAGUUGAUAGAUUUUCUCUCAAAUCCUGAAAAUGUAACCCAAGAAGGGAUAUUUCGGAGGACCGGUUCAUUGAGUAGACAGCAGGAGCUUCGGCAGUUGCUGGUCACAGGGUCCAACUUGGGUCUGGGGGAAGGCAAGUUCUCAGUCCAUGACUGUGCGUCAGUCCUGAAGGGAUUCCUGGCUGAGUUGCCGCAGCCUUUGCUGAUGGAUCAGUACUAUCAAACUUAUUGCACUUUGGCAGCACAGUAUCCUCCACACGCCGAAUCCUCCGAGACUAAAUUGCUGACUGCGUUGCAGUUGCUAUUGCUCCUUCUUGCUCCUUCGCAUCGGAACUUUCUAGAACGUCUGCUCGGUCUGCUGCGACUGGUGGCCGACAAUGAGGCGAGCAACCGCAUGUCUCCCGACACGUUGGCUACUAUGUUCACGCCUCAUCUGUUGUGCCCAAGAAAGUUAUCACCAGAAACGUUUCACGCGGACUCCAUAGCGCUUGCCCCAGUCAUAAGCUUCAUGAUCCGGCACGGCACGGUUCUGUUCGCCGCGCCGCAGCGGCUGGCGACCGACGCCGCCGCCUACUUCACAGUGCGAGAGCGGAAACGCGCUAUGUCGCCCGAUGUAGACCUGGAUGAGAGCAUCACCGACAGAACGGCAGCGAACACAGUGUACACAUUCGUAGACCGGCGACGCACGUGCGCGGAGAACGCACGAAAUCCCACCGACACGGCGCUGGCGCAACUGUACGCGCACAUACAGGCGCUGCCCGACUCCGCGCACAAGCGGCGCCUCGUCAAGCACUUUAACAGACAGAACGGAUAUGGAACUCCAAUUCAAAUCCAGCGUACAGGGAAAGUAGCCGGGUCUAGGAGUUUCGGCGACUCCAUAAAGAGGCACAUAUUCAAUAAGGGCUUACUGAACAAGACGCCAAAGAAGGGCUCUGGCUCAUCUAUUAACACUGUGGAAGAGAAGUCCAAAGGCAAACGGUUCACGGACGAUAACAAAGUCGACGUAUCGCACAAGAAUAUCGUGCUAAAGAACUUGGCGAACAAAAUAGUCAGCUCAGAGUCGUUGGACGAUGACUAUGACUCAGAUUGUAGCCAAGAAAGUACUCUUUCCGAAGGCGCGUUGAACAAAUCCAGGAAACUGAGUCCGAAAUUCGUUUCUGAGCCAAACUUGAGUUCGUUAGAUUCGAACGAGGAAACACCCAAAAAUAGUAGAAAACGUUCUAGAUUAUUCCGUUCGAAAGUGAUAACGCAAACCAUAAACAAGAAAUACCAGAAACGGGCUGUCAUACGUGGAACGCCUACUUCUUGCGUUUCGUGCAUCGACGACCAAGAUUCGGAGAACGAAUCGUUUGUAGAGAAGAGCUUAGAGGAAACGCCAACACAGUCUAAACCUUGUGCGGAUGAAUUAGAGUUCAAAAUGCAUUACCUGACAAGUACGCCAGGGUUUUCCGAGGAAGCCUUCGACGAGGAUUGUAGUACGCCUUAUACGAUUAACUUCCGAAGGGCAUCGAUGUCGCCUAUAACGAAGUCAACGCAGAAGUUGUCCAAAGCGAUGCAGGAAUCAAUAAUGACCCCAAGGUCACGUAAGCCCUUGAUAAUAACAUCGGAGCAAAGGGACAGUAUGCCCGAGAGCGCCGAAACUAAACACGAUUCGGCCAAAAUGGACAUGUACCGGUCGAUGUCGCCGAAAAACGACAGCGAUUUCGUCUCUUCCGACGACGAUAUGAUGUCGAGAUCGUCUUUGUCUUGUGAAAGGUGAGUUUAAAAAUAGUUACGCCGCAGA